Messenger RNA from Phyllostomus discolor (pale spear-nosed bat), 4223 nucleotides. It is a transcript of the gene TMEM170B, whose product is annotated as transmembrane protein 170B. Lineage: Eukaryota; Metazoa; Chordata; Mammalia; Chiroptera; Phyllostomidae. Gene Ontology annotation, cellular component: plasma membrane. Gene Ontology annotation, biological process: negative regulation of canonical Wnt signaling pathway. The transcript is spliced from 3 exons. Bases 383 to 1003 code for a protein of 206 amino acids. The record is from RefSeq and is a predicted model, not a curated record.
GGGACCCGUGCGCGCGCGCAAGAGCGGCCCGCCCGGGGCCGCGGGUUGAGGGGGCGGUUCCUCGAGUGUCGGCCGCCGGAGGGUGGGCAGGCUGGCGGCAGGUGCCGCCAAGGCCACUGCCGCAGCCACCUCCGGAUCCCGGGUCUCCUAGUCCUCCGGCGGUGAUGAGCUGGACUCCGUCGGGGGCUGCACCUGCCGGCUGCCCAUCACUCCGAGCCUCCCGGCGUGACCUCGGCCUCCUACCGCGCCCGAUCUCCGAUCUCGGCGUCGCGGGGCAGCCCCUGAGAGGGAGCAUUAGCGGCCUCCUCCACCCCGGGUGGUCACUGGGGGGCCGUGCGGGAAGAGCGCCCGGCUCCCUCCCCUCCCCCGUCUGCUGUCCUCAAUGUCUCCCCGGCGGGGAGGGGGCUGCCUGGGAGACGCGCUGAGCGGCACCCCCCGGAGGCCCAUCGGCCGCAGGAGCAGCGCCCAGCCCGUCGCCCCGCAGCCUUAUCCCGCGGCGGCGGCGGCCUGGAGGAGCAGCGCACCGGCCGCCGCUCCCGGAGCCUCACAGCCGCCGCCGCCACACGGCGCCCGAGGAGAGGGCGGCGGGCGUCCCCCGGGGAAGAUGAAGACGGAGGCGGGUGACCACUCCAUGAUCAACCUGUCGGUGCAGCAGGUCCUGAGCCUCUGGGCUCACGGGACGGUGCUGAGGAGCCUCACGGAGAUGUGGUAUUGGAUCUUUCUCUGGGCUCUCUUCUCCUCUCUGUUUGUCCAUGGUGCUGCAGGAGUGUUGAUGUUUGUGAUGCUGCAGAGGCAUAGGCAGGGGAGAGUAAUCUCUGUCAUUGCAGUCAGCAUUGGAUUUCUGGCUUCUGUAACUGGAGCAAUGAUUACUAGUGCAGCAGUAGCAGGCAUUUACCGAGUGGCAGGGAAGAACAUGGCCCCCUUGGAAGCGCUGGUGUGGGGCGUUGGACAGACGGUACUGACAUUGAUAAUCUCCUUUUCAAGGAUCCUCGCCACACUUUGAGGUUUCCGUGGAAAUGACUUACUUCACAUAAAGAAACAGAUGUACAGAUUCUCUGAAAUGGCACUGUUAGCCAGUGGAAAUGAAAUCACACAAGAAUCUUGGAAGGAGCCGGUCAGGAAGUAAGGCCUUGAGCUGUGUGGAAAGAUUGCCCUCUGGUGUUCAAGUGAUUGCACUACCGCACUGCACCUUACGUGCCUCCAUCCCAGGCAAGGCGAAUUACACUAUGAGAAGCUACAAGAAAAAGCACCUUGUUUAGCUGCCAAUCAGGUUAACAUUGGUGUUGAAUCAUCAUUUUUAACAGUGUUGUGUUUAAGUUACAGGGACAUUUUGAAGAAUUGAUAUAUGUGCCAAACUCUUUUUUUAUACAUUGAUCAUGUGACAAUUUGCAAGUGUAGAUGUAGAUGAGUGCUGUGAACAUGUUUGACAUGAAUUCAGGUAAUGUAGUGAGAUUUUUGUUUUGUAAUGCUAAGUCCUGUAUGAGUGCUGAAUACUGAAUCAUUUACUAUGAGAUAAAUUAUUUGAUUUUCAUUGUUGAACGUUUCUGGGAUUUAGGGCUUUAAUAUGUUUAGGCAUUAUUGUUAUUCAGUUUAUAUGGAAAAUAAUACUUAAUGGAAAACUAGCUGAACUCUUUUAAGGACUCAAAGUAGAACUAUAGGGUGCAUCCUUUUCACUCACUUAAAUAACAGUCUUUUAAUAGUUUCCCUCAUAUAUAAAUGUUCUGUUGAUAUAAAUUCAAAACCUUUAUGAAUAACACACACUGAUUGUGUUUGUGUGUCAUAAAAAUAUAAUUUAAAAAUUUCUUAUGAAUUUUGUUAGAAGUCUGAAAUGCAUGUUCUUUGACCCUUCUAAAGAAAGUGUUUGCCUUGUGUCUCGUGGAGAAAACAUCUUUAUAAUUAGUAUCACAGUGGGAUUAUAUUACUUGUUGCAUAUGUAUUGAUUUUUGACAAAAUGUAAACAGUCUUUCAUUUUGGAGUAUUAACUGUAUUUAAGAGUGGCCUAAAUUAGGCUGUGAAAACAAAAAGCCUCAUCUGUAGAUAAGUAACAGUAAGUUAUAUAGGGAGAUUAAUAAACUAUCUUACUUUGGAUAUGUGGUAGCACGCUUUCACUAAGAAUUGGAGAAUUUAGUAAAUAAUUUUAAAAUUUGGCAGUUAUUCUCAGUAUAUAAAAACAGUACUGAAAUAUAUUUGAAUGUUUCAUUUCAGUUGUUCAGGUCUUGAUUUAUGCUGUUAUUUAAGUUUAUUAGAAUGUGAUGACAUUUAUUAGAAAUGAAAAAGCCCUUAGUAUAAAAUAUUUUAAGAGGUUUUGGCAGCCUAUCCUUAUUUUUAAGAGUACAUGAAGUAAGGAAAAGAGAACCUGGUUUAACUUCUAAUGACACUUUUUUAGUACCAAGUAUAAUUAAAGUGUGCUAACUCAAAGGAGUAGCCAUUGCAGAGAAUAUGAGUUAAGGACAAUCCAAAAAAAUAAUCUGCACACUCUAGCCUUGCUGUUUUAUAACCUGAUAUGGUAAAAAGUAAGUUUCUAUUGGGUCCCAUUCAAAUUUAAGACCUUUGUUACCCAUACCACUUUCCCUUUACCAAACAAAACAAAUGAACAAACAAAAAACAAAAAAAAAACAAACCAGAAAAACCAACAACUUAACAGUGAAGAAUUGGUGGGGGCGGGGGGUGGGCACUUUCAUCAGUAGGGAAGCCAGUUUGGGGGAUUUUCUAAUGCUGUGACUUAGAAACUUGAUUAAAAAAAUUAGCAGCUAUGCAUUCCUAGAGAUCUUUGAUCUUAAAAUUGAUUUUAAGUUAUGUAUAACCCUGAAAUUACUUUCAUGUGUUCUUUAUAUUUUUUAUGUUUUCCAAAUUAAAUUUAGGCAUACAUUUUCCAAAUCAAUUUGAUUUCUCCUUUUCUGUUAGACUUGAAUUCAGUGUUCUUUCUUUACUGUGGCUAUUCUGUCAAUAAUUUAAAGUGUUUGCAUUCUUUGAAGGGAAUUACCAAUAACAUAUUAGAGAUAUACAAGAUGAAUAUUUAAACAUAUGGUUAUGUUACAAUUUAAGAAAGUUGUCGUGGUGAGGUAAUAUGGAGCAUAUGGUUCAGAAUCCAAAAUCAACCAGAAAAUAACUUGGGUACAUAAAUGUAUGAAUGCGUGGACCAAAGAGAUUUAAACUCUUGUUUUUACUCUAAAAUGGAAAUAUAAUUGGAUGGCUAAUAAUUAAUCUGUAGAGUGUCCUAAUCUCAUUAUCAAGUUGCUUUACAUUAUGAAUUGUGCAUAUAUGUGUACUUUUAACCUGUGGGGGGAUUUUUCAGUUUCUUUGCUGUUUUCAGCUAUUUCUGUUGGGAUUUUUUGUAACUGGCACUCUUGAUGUUUUGAAAUACAGUUGAAUAGUGUGAAUUGAAGACAUUAUCUUAAUAGUUAUUUCUAUGCUGAGAUUUUUUUAAGUUAGUGGUUUUCUUAUAGAGACAAGAGUGUUUAAUGAUAUAUAUUUACACACACAUAUAUAUCAUUAUAUACGUAUAUAUAAAGCUGCUAUGAGAAUACAGUUGAAUUGGAAAGCUUUUGUUUGGUGAACAUGUUCAGGUUCUAGUGAAGAAUUUGUUCAGUUGAAUGAUCUUUUAAAUAGGUAUGAAGAUGUUUGAGAUUUUUUAAUUUGGGGAGUUUUGGGAGGGCGUUAAUAGUGCCAGAGAUUCUUGUUUUUGAUAUGACAAAAGCCCUUAUUGAUGUAUUUGUGUUAUACCUUCUUAAAACCUGUGAUUUUCCUUGUGUGAUAAAUGCAGGAAGGGCAGAGGAAAUCCUCUGUAGUUUACACUUCUUUAUUUUUAGAAAAUGUUUAGUAAAAUAUUGGUGACAGUGAAAUCAAUUCCCCAAAGAAGAGACUCCUAUAUGCCCAAACUAAUUAUUUUUUAACGUAUUGGUUAGAAAUAUCUGUAGACUAGAGUUUAGUCAGGGGGCCUUAUCUAACCACAAAUGAUGCUAAAUGGAGAAGGUGCAAGUAAUUGCCCCCAUGGGAUGGUUCCAUUGGCUGUCUAGAAUAAGGAAAGUCCUAAAGGAUGGCUGUAUUCAGUGCUUACAGCUUAAUUAUUCUUAUUUUAGAGCUUAAUGUUUACCAAACAGUGUUACAGUUUGUUACCCAAUGUACUGUCUUAGUAUUUGUGGCAUUUAGUAUAUCCACUGCCCUAAAAAGUGUAAGGAUUUUAUUUGUACUUUAAGUGAGAAAUAAAGAAAUGAGCUGCCUUG